Emericellopsis cladophorae is the source of this 1122-nucleotide messenger RNA. Its product is annotated as Zinc knuckle. NCBI's taxonomy places the organism in Eukaryota, Fungi, Ascomycota, Sordariomycetes, Hypocreales, Bionectriaceae. Bases 1 to 1122 code for a protein of 373 amino acids. The transcript has a single exon. The record is from RefSeq and is a predicted model, not a curated record.
AUGGCUGGCGAAUCCUCCAAGACCAAGGGCAAGCACGCCGAACCCAUCCAACCCCCACCAGAGGAAGAUAUCGGUAUGAACUCGGACGAGUCCGAAGACGAGGCUGAUAUCCUCCGAGGCCAAAUCCAGGAACUCAGGGGACAACUACAACAAGUCGCCGACAUGCAGACUCGCGACAAAGAGCAGUACGAUGAGGCGUAUCGCAACUUCGACGAAGGAAUGGCCUUACAACGGGAACAGAACGCGCAGUUAAGAAACGAAAUAAACAACGUAAGCAAUAACACUAUUCGCCAAAUCACCGGCAAGGACCCAGGAGAGAUUAUGAAGCCACGCCAACCGGGACCAUUCGAUAGUACGACCAAGGACCUUCAAGGGUUCCUGACUCAGGUCAGAGCCUAUCAACAGUACUUUCCCUCCAUCCUAAGGACGGAAGAGGACAAAGUACGCCAUGCAGCGGGAUGUCUAUCGGGAGCCGCCUUGGCGUGGUUCGAGCCCACGCUUAGGGAUUUCGUAACCCACGUUUACCAGCACCGGAAGCAAGAUACAAAGGACAUCUUCGCAUACUACUACAACUUUAAGGAAGCAUUAAAGGCGACCUUCGGAACCAUUGAUAAAGAACGCCUAGCCGAGAACCAGCUAGAAGCGUUAAAACAGAAAGGAUCAGCGUCGGACUACAGCGCUCUGUUUGUCCAAAUAGCAUCCAGAACUACGAAGAGCGAGGGAGACAAAAUAGCAGCCUAUUACAAGGGCCUCAAGGACGAGGUCAAGGAUAAACUCUACAAGGAGGACCGACCUGCCGCCCUUGCCACGUAUAUUGCAAUAGCAGUUAAAAUCGACAACCGACAAUUCGAAAGGCGACAGCAGAAGAGGGGACAAUACUUCACCAACUCCUCGAACCGCGAUCGCAGCAACAAAAACAAGAUCUACCCUAACAUAGGAAGACCCCGGUUCCACCUAAGUACGGCUCACGGAGGAACUCAUGCGGGACCCAUGGACUUGGACGCCAUACAACGAAAACUCGCGGCGAUCGAGAAAAAGAACCUCACUUGCUAUAGUUACGGUAAGAAGGGACACUUUGCGCGCGAAUACCAUUCCCAAAAGAAGGAACGAAAGCAGGACUAG